CUUUCCAAUCAAAAUUCAAAUCGCGGGAACGAAUUCGCAGACGAAUUUAGGGUUUGAUGGUACGCUUACGAUCUUCAUGCCACGAUCUCAAGCCUCCGAUUCCCAACCAGGAAAUGAGUGAAACCAAGGAGAAAGGCGGUGGUGGUGGAGAAGAGAUAGCAGUUAAAGCUUCGGAUAGUGUUAGAAAAGCCAGUGAUACUGAGCAGGAAGAUUCUUUUCAUUCUGUGGAAGAAUCUGUACCUGAAAAGAUGGAUAUUGAGAUGGUAGCAGCUGAGGAAGAUGAUGUAGUGGAAUCUAGUGAAACUGCGAAACCUACUAUCAAUGGAGAGGCUUUACCUGGAAAGAUGGGAAUUGAGAUGGUUGCAGUUGAUGAAGGUAAUGUAGAACCUGCUCGUCCCUCGGUCAAAGAAAAUGGCAAUGGCGGAGGGUUAGUUAAGGAGGGUGGUGAUACUUUGAAUGAUAGUGAGAUUCGUCAAGUGUUUGACAAGCCAGGUGUUGAGACCGCUACAUAUGUAAAGAGUGAUGCGGGGGAGUUGGCUCAAAGUAGUGAUCAUGGCUGUGAGGAGAAGGCUGGACCGAGUAGUGGCGCUGCUGGAGAUACUUUAGUUGUGAGAGAUGAUGAACCAGCUGCACCUUGUGCUGGAUUUUCUGAUGUAAAAGCUGAAGAUAAGAAUGGGAAAAAGUUAAAGGAUGAGGUGAAUGGAAAAGAAGUUACUACACCAAUGAAUAAGGGAAAGUCAAACUCAAAGUACAUGUUUCUUUCUGAUGACAGUCACACGUAUGAAGGUAGUGACUCAGGGACAGAAGAGGAACAAUUGGAUUUCAUGAAGGCGAUUGAAAAUUUCUUUAAGGAAAGGAGCAUGGAAUUUAAACCUCCUAAGUUCUAUGGAGACAAUGUGAAUUGUCUUAAGCUGUAUAGAAUUGUGAUGAGACUGGGAGGCUAUGAUACGGUGACCUCAUCUAAGUUGUGGAAACAAGUGGGAGCAUCCUUUAAACCUCCAAGGACAUGCACUACGAUUUCAUAUUCAUUUAGAGGUUUCUAUGAGAAGGCACUCCUUGAUUAUGAAAAGCAUGAAACACAUGGAGGUGAGCUCAGUAUACCAAUUCCUUCCCAGCCAAAGCCAAAGCCUAUGAAUAUUGAUAAUCAGGCUAUGAAAGUCAAUAUUCCGGCUCCAGGUUCAGGUCGAACAAGAAGGGAUGCUGCAGCACGUGCCAUGCAAGGUUGGCACUCUCAACGUCUCCUUGGAAAUGGUGAAGUCAGUGAACCUAUCAUAAAGGACAAAAAUACAUCUGCUAUGCAAAAGCAAGAAAAGCAGCUUAAAACCAGUGGUUCACAUAAAAGAAAGAAGCCACCCAAUGGAGAUCUUGUCAUAAAAGCUUCACGCAGUAAACCAACAAACUUACAAUUGGACGUAGAAGUUUCUGAUCUUGGACCUCCAGCAGAUUGGGUGAAGGUCAAUGUGCGGAAGACAAAAGAUUGUUUUGAGGUCUAUGCUUUAGUACCAGGACUUCUACGAGAGGAGGUGCGUGUUCAGACCGAUCCAGUAGGGCGACUGGUUAUAAGUGGUGAACCUGAGCAUCCUGAUAAUCCAUGGGGUGUCACACCUUUCAAAAAGGCUGUCGCCUUACCAUCCCGAAUCGAUCCUCACCAUACAUCAGCCGUGGUCACCCUGCAUGGGCAGUUGUUUGUUCGUAUCCCGUUUGAGCAGUUGGUAUCCUAACAUUUUAGGAUGUGUAUUCUCAUACAAUCAUGCUAUAAAUCAACCCAACUUUUGUGUAGAAAACAGGCUCCUCAUAUCAAGUAGGCCUUGGCAGUUUAGUUAGUACCAUUUGCUCUGAUUGAUGUCUGAAACUUGGUGUGAACUUAGAUUAGUACAGGAGUUAGUCUAACCAUUUAUGUACUUAAUAUUACCAACAUUGGUUUAGUGAUUAUUAGCCAGGAACCUUUUUAUUUAUUCAUUUCCUGGUACAUUGUGGUUGAGAUUGUAGCCAUGAAGUUUCAUCAUACUAUUUGA
Molecule: messenger RNA, 2015 nt
Organism: Argentina anserina (silverweed cinquefoil)
Lineage: Eukaryota; Viridiplantae; Streptophyta; Magnoliopsida; Rosales; Rosaceae
Product: AT-rich interactive domain-containing protein 5-like
Exons: 13
Coding region: 57-1721 (554 amino acids)
Biological process (GO): regulation of transcription by RNA polymerase II
Cellular component (GO): nucleus
Molecular function (GO): DNA binding
Source: RefSeq, a predicted model, not a curated record